AUGAGCAAUCAGGCACUUCAUGAAAAACUCGAACAAACGAGGGCGAUACUAUCCGUCAAACUGGCAGAACUGAUAAAUAUGACCGCGAUAGCGGAUAGAAACAACGACGAUGAGGAUUCGUUUACACAAGAAAACUCCGAACUCGCGAUAGCCACCACUAGUGUCAUGAUGGUGAACAAUCAGACCAUGCAACUGAUCAAAAACGUUCAAGAUUUGUUGAGCCUAACCAGAUCAAUAAAGGAAAAGUGGCUACUGAACCAAAUACCUGUGAUGGAACAUUCAGAGGAGCCUCGUUUCGAUGAGGAGCGGAUAGGACAGUUAUUGGAUAAUUGUAUAGAAACGUUUAUAGCGGAACAGACUACAUGA
Messenger RNA from Saccharomyces kudriavzevii IFO 1802, 366 nucleotides. It is a transcript of the gene SRB6, whose product is annotated as Srb6p. The record is from RefSeq and is a predicted model, not a curated record. Gene Ontology annotation, cellular component: mediator complex. The transcript has a single exon. Bases 1 to 366 code for a protein of 121 amino acids. Gene Ontology annotation, biological process: regulation of transcription by RNA polymerase II. Lineage: Eukaryota; Fungi; Ascomycota; Saccharomycetes; Saccharomycetales; Saccharomycetaceae. Gene Ontology annotation, molecular function: transcription coregulator activity.